Nematostella vectensis (starlet sea anemone) is the source of this 1441-nucleotide messenger RNA. RefSeq names its product N-acylglucosamine 2-epimerase. Gene Ontology annotation, molecular function: N-acylglucosamine 2-epimerase activity. The coding region runs from base 197 to 1435 and encodes 412 amino acids. NCBI's taxonomy places the organism in Eukaryota, Metazoa, Cnidaria, Anthozoa, Actiniaria, Edwardsiidae. Gene Ontology annotation, biological process: N-acetylglucosamine metabolic process; carbohydrate metabolic process; N-acetylmannosamine metabolic process. The transcript has 8 exons. The record is from RefSeq and is a predicted model, not a curated record.
CAAUAAAACACAAACCGCCUGCCAAAGUAGAAUAUUAGCUUACGUUCUUUUUGGGUUUCCUGUGGGUGAUGAUGUGAUGGCAUACCUGGAUUCUUUGCUCUGAGUUGGAAAUCGAAACGGCGAAUAAUAAGCCUCCUUCUAUAGUUUGGUUGGCAAGCUAGCUAAGGGCUGCUACACACAACUAUCUCGAGAAGAGAUGUCAAGUAAGAAGAAAUUGCAGUUUUAUCUAGACAGAAUGGAGAGGGAGCUGGACAGGGCUAUGGACUUCUGGAUCACCCAUUCGCCUGAUAUGUCAUUCGGCGGUUUUUUCAAUUGCGUCGGGCGUGACGGCAAAGUGUAUGAUACGGACAAGUACGGAUGGCUUCAGGCAAGGCAAGUGUGGAUGUACUGCAAACUUUACAACGAGACGGAGAAAUAUCACAAAGAUAACGUGCUACAAGACGCUAUUUCAGGUGGCGAAUUCAUUAUGAAGCACCUCAAGCGCUCGGAGGAUGGCCGCUGUUAUUUCCAAGUUACGAGAGAAGGCAAGCCUUUCAAGAUCCAAAGGAAGUUGUUCACAGAAUGUUUUUACGCAAUGGCUAUGGCGGAGCUGGGCAGGGCAACAGGGAAUUUGAAAUACACUGUUGAAGGCGAGUCUAUGUUAUCCAGACUAAUUCACUGGGCACGCGUUGAUGACUCAGAUCUAGGCCUGACCAAGCUUGCGGGCGAUAAGCCAGUCAACUCUAUGGCUGUACCUAUGAUGAUGCUCUGCGUCAUUGAUAACGUGUGUGCUGGUAACCAGGCCCUGCGGUCAGAUUACGCCGUGCACGAGGACUGGGCUACUCAACAGAUACUACAGCAUGUUCAGAGGGAUGGAAAAGCGAUUCUCGAGAAUGUUUCGCCAGAUGGGACCCAGCUACCUGGGUACCAAGGCCGCCUGAUGAACCCGGGCCAUGCGAUCGAGGCUGGCUGGUUCUUGCUUCAGAGGGCAAUUAAAACUGCGGACAAGACCCUCUCUAAAACGGCCAUUCAAAGAUUCAUUGUGGACCCGUUCGAUCAGGGCUGGGACAAGGAUUUUGGCGGGAUCUUUUAUUUCCUCGACGUCGAUGGUCUGUCGCCCGUACCUCUAGAGUGGAAUAUGAAGUUAUGGUGGGUUCAUUCCGAAGCUUUGAUCGCGCUCUUGAUGGCGUACCAAGAGACUGGAAAGGCCAGCUUACUGGAUAUGUUUGAUCAGGUGUUCGAAUAUAGCUUCGGCAAGUUUUCAGAUCCAGAGUUUGGUGAGUGGUGGGGGUAUCUAGACAGACAAGGAGAUCCGACACAUUCAUUCAAAGGAGGUCCAUACAAAGGAUGUUUCCAUCUGCCACGUUGCCUUCACAUGUGCAUAAAGAUGUUAAAAAGUCUGUUAAAAAAUAAUGGUCCAAGACAGUCACCAGUGAUAAAAAUAAAAGUUAUAUGACACUGA